Hypoxylon fragiforme is the source of this 2660-nucleotide messenger RNA. Its product is annotated as C6 zinc finger protein. The record is from RefSeq and is a predicted model, not a curated record. The transcript has 5 exons. Gene Ontology annotation, molecular function: zinc ion binding; DNA-binding transcription factor activity, RNA polymerase II-specific. Lineage: Eukaryota; Fungi; Ascomycota; Sordariomycetes; Xylariales; Hypoxylaceae. The coding region runs from base 192 to 1916 and encodes 574 amino acids. Gene Ontology annotation, biological process: regulation of transcription by RNA polymerase II.
CAUCGAAAUACAUCUAGGUUACCUAAGUAUUCAGCUCUCAGAGACUAACCUAAGCUACAAGAUAAAGAUCUUCCAAACAAAUUCGUCGUCUUAUUUGGACUUUCUCUCAUAUACCUAGACCUUAGCUAUCCAAUGGCCAUUCGCCCACUAAACGACCAAGGAAUUCUAAGAAUAUCAGCAGAGAUUGGAACAUGGAGCGGCCGAACUUGACUCAUCGCAUGAUACUCCCACGGACGGGCCCGAAUGAUGUAGACAAUGACCUGGACUACGCGGCCUUCUUCCAGCAUGGUGAUGAUAACGACACAUGUUAUCUUCCCGACACUGGCUUUUCUGGAUUUACUCUAGACUUUAAUGAUGAUCUCGAAAUGUAUAACCUCCCGUCCUCGGCAACCCCAGCCGAGAAUACCAACAACAACAACAACAACAACAACAAUAAAAUCGGGACUCGUAAACAAGGAUUAAAGCGGCAGAGACAUACUAAAAGCCGUCACGGAUGCUUCAACUGCAAGCGGCGUCGCAUAAGGUGCCAAGAAACCCAUCCGGCGUGCGACCACUGUGUAAAAGGGGGGCUGAACUGCGAAUACCCAGCGGCUCCCCGGAUCGUACACCAACCACAGCACCUAGUCCCUCUUUUCAGCCUGCAAGACAUGCGCUUCUUCCAGCACUUCUUGCUGACCUGCUUCCCACACCAACCCCUGGGGAACGAGAAGAUAUGGACCCACGAGGUUCCGUGUCUGUCCCAGAAACACGAAUACCUUAUGCACGCGAUCCUAGGCCUCGCGGCGUCCGAUCUCAUCAAGCAAGAUCCAAGUCUAGUCACGUCUGCCAUGGUGCACCGGCUCAAGGCCAUCAAGGCGAUUAAGAAGACACUUAACGAUGUCCGCAAGAUGGACACUUUCGAAGAAGGAAACGCACUUGUAGCGACCUGCUUCGCGCUAACCUUCCAGUCCGUGGUCCUCGAGGACGGCAUGGCGGAGUUCAUGACCUUCUGCCGGGGGAUCGUCAUCGUCGCGACGCAGAUGUGGAUCAAGGGGGCCCGGUUCCUCUUCAAGAACCUGCUCGAGAACCAGUCCGCGGCGCUCCUGCGUCCCUUCAUCGACGCGCUGCCGCCCAUCCGCCGCGACUGGGUCGACAUGGCCGUGGCUGGGAUCCAGGGGCUGGAGUCGUUGUUAUGUCGGGAUGACGACGGCGCUUCUACCACCACUGCUGCUUCUACUUCUACUUCUACCUUUACUUUCGCUUCCACCCCCACCCCUACUCUAAACCACAAUAACAACAAUCUCCCCCCUAACACACCCACUCCUCCCAACCCUUCCCCCCACACCCCUCCAAACCACCACCAAACCAACAUAAUCGCAUCCGAAUACCACACCCACCUCCUCCUCAUGGCGACCUCCCUGCGCACCUCCUCCUUCCGCGCCUACGAGGCCCUCUGCGCGCACUACGCGUGGUGGCUCGCGCUCCCGCAUCCACACUUCCAGGCCCUCGUCGACCCCGCAAGCCAGACCUUCACCUUGCUUGCCGCGCACUGGAUCGCGCUGAAGCAGCUGAUGGCCCCGAUCACGGGGACCGAGCACCGGAUGCGGGCGCGGGAGCCGGUGUCCUCUUCGCUUACGCAUCCGCCCCCGUCCCAGUCUCAGUCCCAGGGAGGUGGGAAAGGUAGGGGAGGAGGAGGAGGAGAAGGGGAGGGAGGAGAGGGCAGUAGUAAUAAUAAUAAGAAUAAUAACAGUAGUGGUAGUAGCAGUGGCGAUAGUAGUGGCAGUCUAGACAUCGGCAUGGUCCGCUGGCUACGCUACCUCAACCGCCAAGUCGACGCCGAGCACCGGGCCUACAACACCUGGCCCAUGUGGGUUGAGGAGCAGCUGGCUCGGGAUGGCGGCUUUUUUCGGCAAGGUAACGCCGUAAAAACUGCCUAGCAGUCAAGGGAAAGGGGGGAAUGGGAGAAUGGGGAAAGGAGGGGCCGGCUUCCACCCCGAGUAGCCAGUAAGGAAGAAACUCAGAAAAACGCCCCAACCAAAUCGCCGAUCCACGAUAGCGGGCUUCUUCCGCAUGCCUACAUACGCCGUAAUACGCACCAUUCUACCAGGCCAAGAAACAAUUUACAUAUGUAUCUCCCACCCUAGUAUCAUCGUACCUACUAGGUAUCCAGGUACCUACCUAUUUACCAAUAUCACAUGCCAUCCCAGCAAAACAUUCGAAAGCACUACACACUUGCCUGCCUGCCUGCCUACAUACUUCCUACCAAAUCAACCCCCAUCCACUCAUCCCAACCCAUUCGCCUCACGACCGUCCAAACAAACAUCCGUAACCCCCCCUCCUUACUCGUUCUCCCUAAAAAAAAAAAAAAACCGUCCACGCCUCCCUCGUAUACCAGCCGCGUAAUCCCGACCGACACAGCCCCCCGCGACCUCCUUAAAUUACCGAGGCUGAAAAUAAAUAGUUCCAAUAUCAUCCGAUCCCAGGAGGACCGAGUUAUUAAUCUAACUACCUAUUACACACAUAUAUUAUAUAUACAUACAUACCUAUCACGCAACUUAUACAUACCUAGGUACAAGCUCCCUGAUCUCGCAGUCUCAAGGGUAGACAACCUACACUAGGGAGAAGAAAACCCUAUUAACUACUAGUAUCAACGUCCAAGGUCCUUAAUAUGGUGGUAUUCA